This is a messenger RNA of Cuscuta europaea, 2772 nucleotides long. The record is from the annotation of a GenBank genome assembly. NCBI's taxonomy places the organism in Eukaryota, Viridiplantae, Streptophyta, Magnoliopsida, Solanales, Convolvulaceae.
CUUACGAGUUACAAAUAGAGUCUAGUUAGGUCUCUCAAAAAAAGCUACCCCGGAGUAUGCAUUUAUGGUGCUCUAAACCAGCCGAUCAUCACGAUGAUCGGAUUAUCAGUAUUAUAUGGUGAUGAAAAUCUCUAGAAACAAACAUCCUCCCUCCUAUAUGGUAGUGUAAGCAAAGGGAAUCUCCAAUCUAUAACUUUUGUAUAAAUUGAUCGAAGUUAGCGUUUUGGGUUUUCUAAAUGGCUACUGAUGAAGAUUCAGAAUUACCCCUCCUUGUAAAUUAUCAGAAUGAAAGGAUAUGUCUAAAUCAUCGUGCAAGAGACGUUCAUAUCCUGAGUUGUGCCUUCUUGCUGAUUUUCUUGGCUUAUGGGGCUGCCCAGAAUCUGGAAAGCACUAUUAAUACCGAAGAAGAUCUGGGGACAACCUCUCUCGGGGUAUUGUACUUAUCAUUCACCGUUUUCUCCUUGGUUGCUUCUGUUGUGGUAAAAAAGCUUGGUUCAAAAAGCGCUCUGAUCCUUGGUACUACUGGCUAUUGGUUGUUCGUAGCUGCAAAUUUGAAGCCCACAUGGUAUACAAUGAUACCUGCUUCAUUGUACCUGGGAUUUGCUGCUGCAAUAAUAUGGGUUGCACAGGGGACAUAUCUUACAUCCAUAGCACAGGGUCAUGCAAAUGACCUAAGCCUUAAUGUCGGGACUGUAAUUGGUAAAUUUAAUGGAGAGUUUUGGGGUGUUUUUGCAAGUAACCAGGUAGUAGGAAAUCUUAUCACUCUUGCUCUGUUAAGAACUGCAAUGGGGGGAGGAGACACGAGGGGCACAACUAUACUUUUCAUUGUAUUUCUUUGUAGUAUGUCUCUAGGUACCGUUCUUAUGUGCUUUCUAAGUAGAGGAAGCGCUACAGAGGAGGCAUCACUUGAAGAUUCUUCUGUCGGGUUUUUCAAAUCAAUUGCCUCUUCAUCUAAGUCUAUCGCCAACUUAUUGCUUGACAUUAGAAUGGUUUUGGUCAUCCCCCUCAUCACAUAUUCAGGCUUACAACAAGCUUUUGUAUGGGCUGAAUUCACCAAGUAUAUUGUACAACCAAAAAUGGGAGAGAGUGGUGUAGGUGGGGCAAUGGCCAUUUAUGGUCUCUUUGAUGCAAUUUGCUCAGUAGCUGCUGGUCACCUCACCUUUGGGCUUAAAUCAAUCACGAUAAUAGUAUGUGGUGGAGGUAUAAUACAAGGCUUUGUAUUGCUUUGGGUUCUGCUUAAGCACAGUGUUGAUUUUGGAAUAGUUGGUGUCCUUAUAAUAGCUGCUUUAUGGGGCAUCGGAGAUGGAGUGCUUAAUACCCAAUUAAGUGCUUUUCUUGGGAUUCUGUACAAUCAUGAUUUGGAAGGAGCAUUUUCUCAUCUUAAGCUUUGGCAAAGCUUCGCAGUGGCAGUUGUGUUCUUCUUGAGCCCUCUCAUCUCUUUGCAGUUGAUGCUAGUUAUCAUGCUGGCUUCACUCUGCAUUUCUGUAUCUGCAUUUCUUCUUCUCACACUGAAGGUACGAGGAUGAAAUAUCAGUGAAAGAACUUGUGUCGCUGGCCUUAGAUCUGAAGCGCUCAGACCCGUAGCUACUUUCGGAGCUAGUCGAUGCUUGGGAAGGAUACCUCUUCCUUUGACAAGAGGCAACCUAUAUAUUGUUUAAACCUUUUCUUUUUAGUGUCAUUGUUGGAAGCUAAAUUUCAUGGUUUAAAAUGGAACCCCGAAUGUUUACCUGAACGACGACUCUAUGUCAUCAUUGUAUGUGAAAGAGGUGCGCUGGGACUUGUCAAAUGCUCCAAGCUUAUCUCCGUUCAAGGUAACUGCAACAAUGCUCAAAUUCAAGUUUUGGGUAUCAAUGUUUAUGCCAAGGCCUGGUUCUGGACCGGAACCGGUUCAAACCUGGUUUGGUUUUGGUUUCUCCAAAGUAGGACCAAACUGGUUCCGACACUGUUUUUAAACAGGGCAAACAACUGGCCUGGAACUGGACCUUGUACCCGGUUCCUGUUCCACCUUAGCCCUAUCCAUGACCCAGAACCCGGCCAAAUUCAUCUUAAGCAUCAAACAAAGUAGUAAUGUCAUUUACCAUUGAAAGUAGGAGUGUGUCUAUGACGUGCCAUAGGUGAAAAGCCAUUAGCUUUAGUUUUGUUGGUGCUAGCAGCUUUGAUUUUGUUGAUGUUGUUGGUGUCGGCGGCGGCAGUUUGUUGAAGUUGCUCAUGUUUCUGAUGGAUUUGGCUGUAGAGAGGAGAAAUGAAGGGGGCUGGUCGAGAAGCAUUUCGAACGGAUGAGAUUUUGGAUUUAGAAAUGACAUAAACCGUACAGAAAUCUGGUGAUCCUUUUGAUACACUUGUUGGAACAUCCAUAACCUUUAGCCUCCUAAUGUAUGAAGAAGAAAUGAAGGUGAGGCAUACAGGAGGUCUUGUGUACAACAUGGAUGAGGAUGAGGGUUUGGCCUCUCGAGAUCAAAUUUUCGGUGGUCCACCUGAGUGCAGAUUGGCUGCUUUUGUCUUUGUCAAUGGCGAUCGCCACCAGCCCAUUCGUGGCAGUUGGAGAGGCGGCGGCAGCGGCCCCUCUUCCUCUUGGAUUCGGGAGCCACAUCUAAAUAUUGGAUCUUAUGAUGAUCACUUCCUCAUUUUCCUUGUUUUGUAUUUCUUUGCAUGUGGAUAGUGACCAUCCUUGGUUUCUUGGAUGCAUGAAUGAAAUCUUAGCAUUCUUCACAAUCUAUGGUCAAACGUGGGAAGCAUCGAAAUUUGCUCUGUUGUGAAUGACUCAUCAGUGUC